AUGCCUCACUCUCAAAAUGUGUUGCACGCAGAGGACAUGAGUUCACCACUGCCGAAUGCAGUAAAAGGGUUCUUUGCUGGCCCGCCGUUCUCUCCGUUGGACUAUCUCACUUCGCUGCACACUGUUCCCUUCACUGCGUCCGUGGUUGCGGGAAUAGCACUGCGCUGCCACGGGGUUUCGCCUGUGUGGUCUGCGUUGGCCUUCACCACCGGCUUAUUUAUGAGUGUGACCCUGUUUGUGCUGCUGCCGCUGCCGAUCCUAGUGCCUCUCGGAGGCCGCUAUCACGUCGGAAUGGUUCAUGUGGACGGGCGCCGUGCACAGUCGCUGCCACCGCUGGCUGUCUUCUACCCAACCGAUGUACCACCGCCGAAAAAGGGCGUGCCAUACGUCCCUUUCAAUGAUAAUCGGUUUAUUCGCGGGAUUGCAUCGUAUGCAGGCAUACCCUUUUAUGUGCUUAGGGAUACACUCUUUGUGCGUCUGCGAGUUUCCCCCAACGCCACACCUGUUCCCAUGUUUAACAGCAUGGGUCAGCAGCUGCCAAUUAUUGUGUUCAGUCACGGUCUCAGCGCCUAUCAUCGGCUGUACAGUUGUCUGCUUCUGGAUAUUGCUGCUCGAGGAGCAAUCGUGGUGGCCGUCGGGCAUGGCGAUGGUAGUGCAUCGUUCAUGCGGGACAGCGGGAGUGAGAGGAAUGAGGUGGAGUUCAAGCACCUCAACUGGGAACCGGCGGUGCGCGAGGUUCAGCUCGUCCAGAGAGUGAAGGAAAUCCGAGGAACACUGAACCACCUCACGGAGGGGUUCUGGCGAACACUUGGGUACGCGGAAUCUGACAUUAAGAGACACCUCAGCCAGCCGCUGCGGGUGCAUCUGUCAGGGCACUCUUUUGGCGGUGCGACGAUGCUUGCCACGGCUCUGCAGGAAGAACACGUGUCAAAGGAGGGCCCUGUUCAAAGUGUCUUUGUGUUUGAUCCAUGGCAUGUGCCGCUUCAGAACGAGUGCUUCUAUAAGCCUAUUGCUGAUGGCAGGAUGAAGUUCACGACCCCAACACACAUGAUACAUUCGGAGCAGUGGGUAAAGGACAAGUCCAGUUGGGACUUUUUUCAGCAAGUGACAGACGCCGUCCGGGCGCAGACUUCAUUCGCGUCUCUUAGCGUAACAGAGAAAAGCACUCGGUUUGUUGCAGAGAGAAGCGGUGAUGCAAAUCACAUGACUGCUUCAGAUAUAAGUGUGCUAAGCCCCGUUCUUCAUGGCAACACUCAGGCAGUUGUGCCUCCUCGAGUGCAAAUUAUGGAGUGGUCCAACGCGCUGCUUCGUUUCGCGAGACAGCACACACCUGAGCGCGGUGUUACGCCAAAGUAG
This is a messenger RNA of Trypanosoma grayi, 1356 nucleotides long. RefSeq names its product phospholipase A2-like protein. The record is from RefSeq and is a predicted model, not a curated record. Gene Ontology annotation, molecular function: 1-alkyl-2-acetylglycerophosphocholine esterase activity. NCBI's taxonomy places the organism in Eukaryota, Euglenozoa, Kinetoplastea, Trypanosomatida, Trypanosomatidae. Bases 1 to 1356 code for a protein of 451 amino acids. The transcript has a single exon.